Messenger RNA from Euleptes europaea (tarantolino), 669 nucleotides. It is a transcript of the gene PLN, whose product is annotated as phospholamban. The coding region runs from base 271 to 429 and encodes 52 amino acids. The transcript has 2 exons. Lineage: Eukaryota; Metazoa; Chordata; Lepidosauria; Squamata; Sphaerodactylidae. The record is from RefSeq and is a predicted model, not a curated record. Gene Ontology annotation, biological process: negative regulation of heart rate; negative regulation of ATPase-coupled calcium transmembrane transporter activity; negative regulation of calcium ion import into sarcoplasmic reticulum. Gene Ontology annotation, molecular function: ATPase inhibitor activity. Gene Ontology annotation, cellular component: sarcoplasmic reticulum; membrane.
UCGCUAAAGCCACAUUCCUGAAUGACAUCAUGAGCCCUGCCUAUGAAACUUUUGUUAUUUUUUCCCUCCACCGACUUCACUUGUUCCCACAAAUCCGGUGACGGAGACGCCUUAUAGUUUUCCAGAGCAAACUAACAUAUAAUUCAGUAUCCGCUGGCAGCUGAGCUCCACAAAGAUUCUUAAAAACAAAAAAGAGAAGAUACUAAGCACUUUAUACAUUGCUUCUUAAAAAUCUGCACCACUUCCUUAAAUUUCUGCUUUCCUGUUGCCAUGGAGAAGGUCCAGUACAUAACCCGCUCCGCUAUGAGGAGAGCCUCCACUAUUGAGGUGAACCCACAAACACGCCAAAGGCUUCAGGAGCUUUUUGUAAAUUUCUGUCUUAUCUUAAUAUGCCUCUUGCUUAUCUGCAUCAUUGUGAUGCUUCUCUGAAGUCCAGCUUCUUUGAUUGAUCUUCAUCACGCUAUACAAUGAGAAAGCCACGUCCAGAGGAGAAAAGGAAACAAGAAACUUCCAGCACAAGAAAAACUUGCAAGAAGGUCCAGCAUUUGGACUAAGCGAUUUCUCAACAGCUGCACUAUUCACUAUUAGCAAUCGUAAUAAUGUUAAACGCCCCUGUAUUGAACUGUGAUUUCAACCCUUCCGUCACAAGGCUAUGAAUGAGUUACUUAU